UCUUUAGGAAAUAAGAACUAUCUGGUGAUAUCUUAUUUUCUUAGUCGGUGUUGUUCCGUGGGGUUUCACACAAAAUAUUCCGAGUUAUAACUAAAUAACAAAAUCUGUAGUGCGUGUGUUAAAUUAGGUUUUAAUUCAACGAUUAACAAUUAAUAUUUUUAAUAAUUAUAGUUGUAAUACGCGCUUUGUUCUAAAAAGUGUCUGUUACCUUUUAAAAUGUGAAAAUUAUAAAUGAAAAUCGGCAAGGUUUUACCCGGUUUAGUGACCAUGACCCUUUCGUACUUGUUUGUAAUCGUUUUCUUUGGUUUUCAAGUGACCGUUUUCGGUACAAAACAAGAUAUUGAUAAAACCACCGUUAAAUAUUAUCUAAAUACAACAGGAUGCCCAUUACAUGAAUUUCUUUGUGAUUCAAUAUGUUACGACAUGAAUCAAUAUUGUGAUGGAAUUCGAGAUUGCGAAGACAUUUCAGACGAACCAGAAGGUUGUAUUCCAAUACCACGAGAACUACACUGCCUUCACGGUCAUUUUACAUGUAAAACAACACAUCGAUGUAUCCCACUUGGUUGGGUUUGUGAUGGUGAAGUCGAUUGUGGUACAACUCGAAAUGGAAUGGAUAAUUCCGAUGAAGAAGAUUGCAAUAAAAACAUUCCGUGUCCUUGGAAUCACGCAAAAUGUGGUCCCUCCAGUAAUCAAUGCAUUCCUUUAACCUCUUUUUGCGAUGGUGUUCGUGAUUGUGAAAACGAUGCUGAUGAAUUGGAUUUUUGUGAAACGUCAGUAUGUGAUACAGCGCAAUGUGUUCAUGGGUGUAAACCAACGUUUGAAGGGCCUAUGUGUUAUUGUCUGGAAGGAUAUCGUCCAGGAGGUGAUGGAACAAUUUGUAUUGAUGCAGAUGAAUGUGAAUUGGGGAACACAUGUGAACAAAUUUGUAUAAACUCGAUUGGAUCAUAUCAAUGUAGGUGCGUUUCUGGUUAUAAAAUGGAAAAUGGAUCUUGUAUAGGACUUAACGUUCCAAUCGAUGAGCCAACAUCGAUUUUAUUUUCAACUCUUAACACAAUUCAACGAAUCACUCCAGAUGGUAGAAAUUGGUCAAUUUUUUCAAGAUUAAAUUUAUUAAAUAGUCACGGAUUAGAAUUUUCACAUCGAAAUAGAUCUAUCUAUUAUAUUCAUCACAACAUGAGUGAAUCAACGUUUAUGGCGGUAAACGUUGAUAAUUUCACCGAACGAUGGCCGUUGCCAAAACCUGUUGUUUUUGAUAACUUAGAUUCAAUUCAACAAAUAGCUUUAGAUUGGUUAACUGGAAACUGGUAUUUUUUGGAUGAUGAAAAAGAAAUUAUCUUAUUAUGUAAUAACACAUUACGAUGGUGUAAAACGGUUAUCGACGUAAAUUUAGAUAAAGGUAGAGCGUUGGCGUUAAAUCCAAUGAUAGGGUUUAUGUAUUUUUCAAAAUGGGGAAUGUCCGCACCGGUAAUCGAAAGAUGUAGAAUGGAUGGAACUGGAAGGGAAACUUUGGUUGAUAGAAAAAUUGUUUAUCCUUACGGGGUUAUUGUUGAUUAUGCAACAAACGAUGUUUAUUGGUUAGACACUUAUUUAGAUGUGAUUGAGAGAGUGAGUUUUGAUGGAAAAAAUCGAAGAACGGUGAUGAAGGGAUCUGCUGUUCAAAAUUUAUAUGGUAUUAGUAUUUUUGAGAAUACUUUAUAUGUUACUUCGUGGAAAGACAAUAGUGUAUAUAAGAUCAAUAAAAAGACGCUUGAUACACAAACUGUUAAAACUAAUAUCUCCAGACCUUUUCAUAUACAUGUUUUUCACCGGCAAAGACAACCUGAUGUUGCACACCCAUGUAGACAAAAUAACGGUAAUUGUAGCCAUAUUUGCGUAACAAAUUGGAAUUCCAGUAUCGCAAUAGCAAAAUGUUUAUGUUCAAUGGGUUAUACAUUAAAAAGAAGGACGGGUGAAUGUACAUUAAACUCCGCUCCAGUAUCUUUAAUAACAGCAAAAAGCCGUCCACUUCUAAUACAAUCGAUCGACAUCGAAAAUGGAACGGAAACAAUCAUUCCAAUAGCGGGAAUCCGUAUAACAGCUUUAGAAGUUAACGUUCAGCAAAAAUCAAUUUAUUAUGCUGACGGACACAGCGCCUCGAUUUAUUCAAUUUCUUUAAAUGGAAGUAAUAAAAUUGAAGUUUUAUCAAACGGGGCUGAUAAAUGUGUUUCUAUCGCUUACGAUUGGAUGGGUGGUAAUUUAUAUUGGGCAGAUAAUAUAGGGAGUAGGGGUAGAAUUGGAGUUGUAAAACUCGCGGAUGUCACAAAAAAACGUUUUCUCAUAUCUGAAUAUAAAACGUACCCUACCGAUAUAGUGUUAAAUCCGAAAAAAGGAAUUAUGUAUUGGAUAGGUCAUGAUGGAACAACUGAUAUUGGAACAAUUUAUUCUGCAUGGAUGGAUGGAACACAUAAAGAAACAUUUGUUAUUACUCCAACUCCAGAUCAUUCUCCAUCACAAUUAGCAAUCGAUUUAAUUGGAAAAAGAUUAUAUUGGUGUAGUGUUUUAAAUCGAAUCGAAAGUAUCGAUUUUAAUAAAUCGGAUCGCAAAGUUAUCGCCGAAGGUUUAGAUACAGCUUUUACAUUAGCUUUUUAUAAAAGAAAUUUAUUUUAUACAGAAUCAAAUAACUUGAUUUCUUUAAAUGUUGACACUAACGAAAAAACAGUUUUACGCCAAGUUAACCCUUUUGUUAUCGAAAUGGCCAUUUUUAAUACAAAAGGUCAAACGGGCGCAAAUCAUUGCACCAAUACAAGCGAUUGCCAAGAAAUUUGUCUUUUAAUCCCAAAAUCAGUAAAAUGCGAAUGCUCCGACGGCUUCAAUUUCAUCAACUCAACAUGCGUUAAAUCGACAAUUUCAUGUGAACCAGGUCAAUUUCAAUGUAAAUCAACCGGUGAUUGCAUUCCAGAAAUGUUCACUUGUAACCAUCGCCCAGAUUGUGACGAUGGAAGUGAUGAAUCAUAUCAAGUUGACGGACCAUGCGGAAAGGUUGAGUGCACUGCAAAUCAUUUCCGUUGUGAUAAUGAUAGGCGUUGCGUAAAUGAACGAUUAAUUUGCGAUGGUGAUUUGGAUUGCGAAGAUGGUUCUGAUGAACCCACAAGUUGUUUGAGAAAUUGCACAGAAAAUCAAUUUAAAUGUGUGAUAUCGAAACGAUGUAUUCCAAAUGUAUGGAAAUGUGACAGUUUUAUUGAUUGUGGUGUUGAUGAUGAUUCGGAUGAACAAAAUUGUGAAACUGAAAAAUGUGAGUUGACAGACUUUACGUGUAACAAUGGAAAAUGUAUUUCUAUGGAUCUUUAUUGCGACGAAAUCGAAGAUUGUGCAGAUGGUUCUGAUGAAAAGAACUGUUUACCUUCAACUGAUUGUCAUGCUCCGAAAUUACGUUGUAAUGGAUUUAUAGAUUGUCCGGAUGGAUCUGACGAGGAAAACUGUCACGUUAUUAACGAUGUUUGUGGGACGCACAUGUUUUAUUGUGGUACCGCGGAAUGUAUUCCAAAGAUAUAUGUAUGCGAUUCCUUAGAAGAUUGUUCGAACGGUCGCGACGAAAAAAACUGUUCAAAUUCAGAUCAUACAAUCAAACCUCCUCACCAUCACGAUAUUGAUGUAGUAAAUUGCCACCAUCCUUCCCGUUGGUGCGAUAACAAUACAGUUUGUGUAAACGUAAAUUUAUUGUGCGAUGGAAAAUAUGAUUGUGACGAUUAUUCCGAUGAAGGAUUGCGCUGCGACGACAAAGUCUGCUUAGUAUCGUCAGUUUGUUCGCAUAAUUGCCACAACGCCCCCGAAGGCGCCGUUUGUUCGUGUCCCGAUGACCUAUUUCUACAACCCGAUAAAAAGCAUUGUUUAGAAAUGCAUCCCUGCGAGUCUUGGGGUGUGUGUUCGCAAAAAUGUAUUCCGAUUGGGUCAAGAUAUAAAUGUGAAUGUCAUCCUGGAUACAGCUUGAUGGCGGACGGCUUUACUUGUAAAAGUGAAAGUAAUGCUACAGCAUUUGUUCUGUUCAGUAAUCGAUUUGAAGUUAGAAGUGUUGAUAUACAUUCAUUUAAUGGACGAUCGUUAAUAUCCAGUUUGAAGAAUACUAUUGCGUUGGAUUUUUAUGUUGGAAAGGAUACACAAAUGAUCUUUUGGACAGAUGUGCUGGAUGAUAAAAUUUAUCGUGGUACUGUCUCAGGAAAUUCGCUAAGUAGUAUAGAAGUAGUGGUUCAAACUGGUUUGGCUACUGCUGAAGGUUUAGCUGUGGAUUGGAUAGGCGAAAAUUUGUAUUGGUCCGAAAGUAAACUCGAUCAAAUUGAAGUCGCAAAACUAAACGGGAGUUUCCGCCGAACAUUGGUAGGAGGUGAAAUGGACAGUCCUCGUGCGAUUGCGUUAGAUCCUCGACGAGGAUACUUAUUUUGGACAGAUUGGGAUAACGAUGCACCGCGAAUAGAACGAUGUUCAUUAGCUGGUCUUGACAGGAAAAUAAUCGUACUAACUGAUAGUAUCGAUGGUGGUUGGCCUAAUGGUAUAACUUUAGAUUACGAUUCCGAACGUAUUUAUUGGAUAGAUGCAAGAUCCGAUUCAAUUCACACCGCUACUUAUGACGGUUCAGAUAAAAGAUUAGUACUGAGAAAUCACGACAUGUUAUCGCACCCAUUUGCGAUUUCAUUAUUUGAAAAUUACGUCUAUUGGACCGAUUGGAGAACCAACAGCGUUGCUAGGGCGAAUAAAUGGACCGGAUCUGAAGUUUUCGUUAUACAGCGUACAUUAACACAGCCAUUUGAUAUUGAAAUAUUACAUCCUAGUAGACAACCUAGAGAUGGGCCAAAUCCUUGUGGGAAUAAUAAUGGAGGAUGUUCUCAUUUAUGCUUAAUCCAUACAAACCACACUUAUCGAUGUGAUUGUCCGCACGUUAUGCGAUUAAAUGUUGAUAAUAAAACAUGCGUUGUAAACGAACGAUUACUUCUAAUUUCGCGACAGCAGGAAAUCCGCGGCGUUGACUUACAACAACCGUAUUACCACAUGAUGCCAACAAUAAGGGCACCGGAAGUAAUGCAGGCUCAACAAAUUGAAUAUUUAGCAAAGAACUCAACAAUUUAUUGGGUCGACAUGGCGUUAAAUGAAAUAAAGCGUUCCGGUUUAACCAUGGAUCCAAUUCAAUUAAUUAUCGAUACUAGGAUUAAAAAUCCAAUGGGUUUAGCUCUCGAUUGGUUAUCGAACCUUUUAUUCGUCGGUUCACUUCAAGGAAUCACAGUUUAUAACCUUGAAGGGGAAUAUAGCUCGAUUAUCAUUAAAGAUACUCACGUAUCAAGUGUGGCGAUUGAUCCAACUAAUGGUAAAUUGUAUUGGAUUUCAAUAAAUGAAACUAAUUCAUCGGUUGAAAGGAGUUUAAUGGACGGAAGUGAAAGAAAAACGUUAGUUAUGAACUCGGCAGCGAAUUUCAUGUCUUAUUUAAGUUUUGAUAAAGAUGACAAUCGAUUGUAUUGGAUUAGUAAUAAAAAGAUUAGUUAUUACGAUUUAAGAACUGGUAAGGUGUAUACAUUAAAUUUACCGUCUCAAUCAUCUGUGAUAACCGCCACUACAUACAAAGGUCUUGUAUAUUACGCCGAUAGCAAUGAUCAGUCUAUUCAUACAGCUGAUAAAACAACAGGUGAAAAUGACACAACAAUCAGAAACACAACGGGAACUUUAUCUUUAAGAAUUUACGAUCCUUCAGAACAAAAAGGAAGAGGUCCAUGUGACGAAAAGAAAAAUGGUUGCGAUCAUCUAUGUAUUCCGAUGUCUUCAAAUGAAAGUCGUUGUAUUUGCGCGACCGGAUAUACAAAUGAUCCCAGCGAUCCAAAACGUUGUCUAGGUGUACCCGAGUUUAUAUUCUAUUCAAAAUCUUGGGAAAUCAUCGGAGUAAAAAUCAAUGAAAGUUUGAAUGAAAUGGACACGUUGGGGCCGAUUUCGAAAGUUUAUAUGGCUAAUUCUAUCGAUUAUUUAGCAGCGGAAGAUUUAAUAUUUUGGGUUGAUAGUGAUCGAGGGAUUAUAUUUAGUAUAAAAAGAGAUGGUACAAAUAGAAAGGUUAUUAUUGAUCAACACGAAGGGGUUGAAAAUGUUGCAUCUGAUUUAAUAACAGGAAUUGCUGUUGAUUGGUCAGCCCGAAAUAUAUAUUGGAUAGAUAUAAGACACAGUGUAAUCGAAGUGGCACGAAUAGAUGGUUCCUCACGUUACGUUGUAAUUUCUCAAGAUUUAGGUAAUCCAAGCUCAAUAGCGGUUGAUCCUCAUAAAGGAGUUUUGGUAUGGGGUGGUCGUUCAAAAUUGACAAUAUCGAAACUAGACGGUUCGUAUCCGAAUACCCUGAUAAACGAAGCCCUAUUGAUAACCGACGUUAGUUUAGAUUCGAAACGCGAACACAUUUACUUUUGUGAUCACGGUAAUCGAACAAUUGAACGAAUCGAUUACGACGGUACAAAUAGAAUCGUCGUUUUAAAUGCAUCGAAUACAGUGUCUGUAGCGUUUUGGAACGAUAUGUUAUAUUGGUUGGAUACUUCAACACCGGGAUCUUUAAAAGUUGCUCCUGUACAAAAUUUAUCAAACAUUUCGGUUUUAUUGGAGAUUGAUCAUAGUGAAACUUUAAAAGAUGUACAGGUUUUUAGUUUAAGUAGACAGCAAACUACAAAUCCUUGUAUUCAUAACAAUGGUGGAUGUCAACAUUUAUGUCUUUUUAAUGGAACGUUUCCUUUGUGUGUUUGUCCCCAUGGAAAAGUUGCGGAAGAUGGAACUUCUUGUGAAGAUUAUGAUAGCGUGAUAAUGUUUUCUAAGGUUUUAAGUAUCGAUUCGAUUCACAUCCAAGACGACAACAUUCAAAAUGCGCCAUAUCCCAGCAUAAAAAAUUCCACAUUCUUAAAAAAUGCCAUCGCUUUAUCAUUUAAUUACGGAGCGAAAAGAUUAUUUUAUUCCGAUAUCCAAAGAGGAUCGAUUAAUUCCGUGUUUUUCAACGGAACCGAUCAUCGAAUACUCGUAGAACGACAGGGUUCCGUUGAAGGUCUUACUUAUGAAGAAGUUUACAAUACUUUAUAUUGGACGUGUAAUAACGAAGCUGCGAUUAGUCACGCGAAUUUAACUCAAUUUGGAACGAGUGCAGGAAACGUUGAGGUUGUAAUAAAAUUGCGAAGUGAUGAUAAACCACGUGGUAUAGCGGUAGAUUCUUGUGGUGGAAGAUUAUAUUGGACUAAUUGGAAUUCACUUCAACCAGCUAUAGAAAGUGCUUAUUUAUCGGGAUAUGGUCGCCGUAUAAUAAUUAGCACUGAAAUUCGUAUGCCCAAUGGAAUAACACUUGAUCAUAAAGCACAAAAAUUGUAUUGGAGUGAUGCUCGACUUGAUAAGAUUGAAAGAUGCGAAUAUGAUGGAAGUAACCGAAUUAUUUUAGCUAAAGUUACACCGCAACACCCAUUUGCGUUAGCUGUUUAUGGUGAUUAUAUUUAUUGGACAGAUUGGUUAUUACACUCUGUACUACGUGCGGAUAAAGUAACAGGAUUAGACGUGGUUUGGUUACGAAGAGAUGUUGAUAAACCAAUGGGAAUCGUCGCAAUUGCAAACGAUACUAACAAUUGCUUAAGAAAUCCUUGUUCUAUAUUAAACGGUGGUUGCGCCGAGGUUUGUAUUUUAACACCGUCUGGAGAAGUAAGUUGCGGAUGUUUAGAAGGAUAUACUUUGGCUGAAGACGGUUUUCGAUGCUUUCUUAACUCAACUACAUCAUGUACAGGAGAUUCUUUUCGUUGCUCCGAUGGGGGAUGUGUUCCAUUUGAACAAACUUGCGAUACAAUUAAACAUUGCAUUGAUGGAUCUGAUGAAGAACCCGGAUAUUGCGCACAUAGAGUUUGCCCACAAGCAUGGUUUAUGUGCAUGAAUAGGCGAUGUAUACAAACGUCAUAUCACUGUAAUGGAAUCGAUGAGUGUGGUGACUCAAGUGAUGAAAUUAACUGCAGUUGCCCAGAAACUACUAAAUUUAAAUGUCUCUCUGGGGAGUGUAUUCCACGAAAUUUCACUUGUGAUCGUGAUCCGGAUUGUCGUGAUGCUAGCGAUGAAAGAAAUUGCGGCACACUGCCGUGCAAAGGUCUAUAUGGUGACGAAUUUUUCAGUUGCAAUAAUACUUUCGCGUGUCUACAUACUGAAUGGAUAUGUGAUGGCGAGGAUGACUGUUGGGAUAUGUCUGAUGAGAUGAAUUGUGCUGAAAGAAAUGAUCCGCAAUGUAAAAAAAAUGAAUUUUAUUGUUUAAGAAGUCGGAAAUGUAUUGAUUACUCAAAACGUUGUGAUAACUUUGAUGAUUGUGAAGAUGCUGAAAUUGGAGGAUUCAGCUCAGAUGAAGAACAGUGCUCGCUCGAAUGUAAUAGUUAUCAAUUUAGAUGUAAUGACUCAACCUGUUUACCAGAAAGUGUAAGAUGCAAUGGUCGAAAAGAUUGUCCAGAUGGUUCUGAUGAAGAACAAUGUUCAAAAACUUGUCGUCCGACAUGGUUUACUUGUGAUAGUGGGGAUUGUAUACCUAAAUCAUGGGUAUGUGAUGGUCAAAAUGAUUGUCUGGAUCAAUCCGACGAAAAACACCACUGUCCAACUCGCACAUGUUCCUCAACCGAGUUCCGUUGCAGUUCAAAUAAGUGUAUCCCAAAACAAAUGGUAUGUGAUGGCGAACCUGAUUGUGAUGAUCACGGAGACGAACUACAAUGUCCAGAAUUUUGUGACACCACAGAAUUUCAAUGUGCUGAUGGUACAUGUAUUUCUCUGGCUUUAUAUUGUAAUGGCCAUGCGGAUUGUGGUGAUAAAAGUGAUGAACCGCCAUUUUGCGCUUCGCACUGCAAUCUCGGGCAAUUCCAGUGUUCGCAUGGCACUUGUAUUUCUGCUGAACUCGUUUGCGAUAAAAAGAAGGAUUGUAUUGAUGGAAGUGAUGAGGAGGGAUGUAUUGAUCAUCAUGACGACGAUUGUAAAGAUAAAUAUAAGUGUACGAAUGGAGUGUGUGUAAAUGAAUCGUUACUUUGUAAUGGAGAGGAUGAUUGUGGGGAUUAUUCUGAUGAACAUUUAUGUAAUAUCAAUGAAUGUAGAUCCGAUCAAAACAUUUGUACGCAAAAUUGUACUGAUAAACCUAUUGGUUUUGAAUGUAGCUGUUACCCUGGUUAUAAAUUAAACCCAGAUAAACCAGGAAAAUGUGUCGAUAUAAACGAAUGCGAAGAUCGUCCUUGCAGCCAAAAAUGCAGAAAUCAUCACGGUUCUUUUACAUGUUCAUGUAAAUCGAAUUAUUAUUUAGAAUCCGAUAACAGAACCUGUGUAGCGGUUACAACUGAAACUCCUAAAAUUAUCGUCGCGAAUAGAUAUUACAUAAGACAAGUUGAUCUGGUUGGACGUCAUACUAUUUUGGUGCAUAACUUAUCUAACGCAGUCGCUUUAGAUUUCGAUUGGAAAUCGAAUUGUUACUUUUGGUCUGAUGUAGUCGUCACCGGAAGUAAGAUUAUGAAAUUGUGCGAAAAUGCUACAAAUAAAACUACUACGAUUUUACAUGGACCUUCAUUACAAAACCCUGAUGGGAUGGCAAUUGAUUGGAUUGGAAGAAACUUGUAUUGGUGUGAUAAAGGUUUAGACACAAUCGAAGUAUCUACAAUGGAUGGUAAAUUCCGGAAAAUUUUAGUAUCCGUUGGUUUAGAAGAGCCAAGAGCUAUAGCUUUGAAUCCAUUAAAGGGUUUCAUGUAUUGGUCAGAUUGGGGCGAUAACGUCCACAUUGGAAAAGCAGAUAUGGACGGAUCAAAUGCUACAAUCUUAAUAGAAAAAAAUUUAGGUUGGCCAAAUGCUUUAACGAUCGAUUAUGAAACCGACGAAAUAUUUUGGGCGGAUGCUCGCGAAGAUUACAUAGCGGUUGCUGACCUGCAUGGAAAUAAUAUACGCAUAGUAGCCGAUAGAAAUUCAAAUGCCGCUUUAAAAUUACAUCAUGUCUUUGCAAUCACCAUUUGGGAAGACCGACUUUAUUGGACCGAUUGGGAAAUGAUGUCGAUCGAGAGUUGUCAUAAAUAUUAUGGAAAUGAGACAAAAACUUUAUUUAAAAUGGUACAUCGACCUAUGGAUUUAAGAUUAUACCACCCGUUUAGGCAACCACAACAUAAUAAUCCCUGUGAAAAAGCAAACUGCUCAGCAUUGUGUUUACUAACUUCAGAAGAGCCAUUCUACAAAUGCGCGUGCCCUGAAAAUCACAUUCUUGGAAGUGAUGAAAAAUCAUGUAUAUCAAAUUGCACCUCAGCUCAUUUCGAAUGCGCCACCUCGUAUAAAUGCAUUCCAUUCUGGUGGAAAUGUGACACUCAAGAUGAUUGCGACGAUAAAUCAGAUGAACCUAGUGAUUGUCCCCCAUUUAAUUGCCAACCAGGACAGUAUCAAUGUAAUAAUAAUAACACCACUAACGUAACAAAAUGUAUUCACCCAUCAGAACUGUGUAAUGGAAUUGAUAAUUGUGGCAACAAUGAUGAUGAAAAAAAUUGUUAUAAUUACACUUGCUUAAAUACACAAUACAAAUGUAAGGGAAAUGAUACCACUCCACCGAAAUGUGUAUCAAUUUUAAGUCUAUGUAAUAAGAUUGAUGAUUGUCCAUUUGGUGAUGACGAAAAAGAUUGCCCUCCUAGAAGUUGCCCAUCAAAUAAUUUUCAAUGUAAAAAUGAUCAAUGUGUUCCACAAGUUUGGGUUUGCGAUGGGGAAGUAGAUUGUCGGGAUGGCUCAGAUGAAACAGAUUGCGCAAACCGUACCUGCGACGUAAACCAAUUUAGCUGCACCAACGGUCGUUGUAUUCCGAAUUCGUGGAAAUGCGACGGCGAUAAAGAUUGCCCCGACGGAGCAGACGAACCAGAAUCAUGUCGCGGCUCAAACUAUCACACCUGCGAGCCUUCCUACCAUAAAUGUCUAAACGGAAAGUGUAUACCGGGACGGUGGCGUUGCGAUUACGUGAACGACUGCGGCGAUUGGUCAGAUGAACAUAAUUGUACGAUGAGGGAAUGUUCCGAAUCCGAACAUCGUUGCGGAAACGGCAAAUGCGUUCCCGCCACGGCCGUUUGCGAUGGACAAUUCCAGUGUGAAGACAAAUCCGAUGAAGCUAUGUGUGAUCCAAAAUGUGGGGAUAAUAAAUUUCAAUGUGGAGAUCCAAAAAUGUGCAUUUAUAUUGAUUGGCGUUGUGAUGGCGAAAUAGAUUGUGCAGACGCAUCCGAUGAAUUAAACUGUAACAAAACCUGUCCAAAUAAUGGAUUUAAAUGUUCGAAUGGAUUUUGUAUAAAUGAACAAUGGGUAUGCGAUGGCCAAGAUGAUUGUGAAAAUAAUUCUGAUGAAAGCCCUGAAUUAUGCAUAAACCGUCCAUGUCUCGCAAAUUACUUCCGUUGUUCCAACCAUCUUUGCGUUCCAAUGCACCAAGUCUGCGAUGGCGUCGAUAAUUGUCGCGAUGCAAGCGAUGAACUUCAAUCAUUAUGUCAUUCAACUAGAACGUGUCGAUCGCACGAGUUCAAAUGCAAUUAUGGACAUUGUAUCAAUAAUAAUUUGGUAUGCGAUGGCCAAAAUGAUUGUUUUGAUAAUAGCGAUGAGGUGAAUUGUGCUAAAAAUGGUCAGUGCAAAUGGAAUACUUGUUCGCAAAUUUGCGUUCAGGAGAGUGAAAAUAAGACAAUGUGUAAAUGCGCUGAUGGGUUUCAUCAUAAUUCGGAUACUGGUUGUUCCGCGGCUGGGAAACCUGCAACUUUAAUUUUAGCAGUUGAAGCUGAAUUGAGAUUAAUCUCACCUUAUAAAGCUGAUGAACCAAAUGAAUUGUACAACAAAUCUGUGCUUAUGACAAUACCUAGAUACAAGGUUGGUUCGAUUGAUAUUUAUUCAAAUAAGAAAGAAUUAACUGUUUUUUGCACAAAUCAUCAAACUAAACAAGUUGAAAGUAUCGAUUUAUAUCUAGUAUCACAUGAACAUAUUAGAACUGAAGGUAAUUUAGUAACUGUUCUUAAGAAUUUAAUAGAACCAAGAGGUUUGGCUGUUGAUUGGGUUACAAAGAAACUUUAUAUCACAGAUACAAAUCGAAUUGUAGUUUCGACGUUUAAUGGUUCACAUUCUUUUACAUUAAUCAAUGGAAAUAUGAAACAAUCGAGAGACAUUGUUGUUGCCCCUGAAGACGGUUUACUGUUUUGGGCCGAUUGGGGACCAGUUGCUGUUAUAGAAACUUCUCAUAUGGACGGAAAUCAACGACAAGUUUUACUUAAACAUGAUAUUCUUUGGCCAACUGGUUUAGCUAUUGAUUAUCCAACGAAACGUUUAUAUUGGGCGGACCCAAAAACGAAUUAUAUAGGAAGUGUUAAUUUUAAUGGAAGUAAAAAAGAGAUUACACAUAGAUUUAGCUCGGAAGUGAAACCAUUUAAAAUAGAUGUUUUUGAAGAUUACAUUUAUCUAACAACGUAUCGGACGCAUAAUGUUUUUCGUUUUCAUAAACAUGGGAAGGAUAAUAGGACUUAUUUAGCCAUGGGUUUAGCUAGGUUAUAUGACAUACAAAUAUUACACGAACAUAAACAAACUAAGAAUUUAACGAAUCGAUGUUUGGAUGCUUGUCAUAGUUCUGAAAUUUGUCUUUUAAAUCCAAAUGGAACGACAUGUGUUUGUCCAGAUGGUUCUUUAAAAACAAACUUCACUUGUCAAGUGAUAUCAGAACCAUGCCCAUUAAAUUGUAAUUCAGGAACAUGUGUUAUGAAUAAAGGGGAGGAACCUAAAUGCGAUUGCCCCCCUAAAUACUCAGGUCGUCUUUGCGAACAUUAUCGAUGCUCGCAGUUUUGUCACAACAAAGGAAUGUGUUACGUUGAUUACCUUACAACUGAUCCAAUAUCUUUAAAACCAAAACUUCGUUGUUAUUGCCAACCUCAAUUCACUGGAGAGCAUUGUGAAACACCUCUCUCAAUUUGUAAUGAAACAUGUUAUAACGGAGGCACAUGUUAUUCAACACAACCAAAUGUUUACCAAUGUAGCUGUCCAGCUGGAUUUUCCGGUCAAAAAUGCGAGCAUUGUUCGCGAUUACAGUGUCAUAAUGGAGGUGUUUGCAAGGUAAAUCAAAAUGGAGAGGAGGAAACUUGUUCCUGUCCAGUUGGUUUUAAGGGCAAGUGUUGCGAUAUUUUUGUAUGUGAUAACUUUUGUAGUAAAAAUGGAAAUUGUAUAGCGACACCAGAUGGGCCAACAUGCCGUUGUAAUCCCGGAUAUGCAGGUGACCGCUGCGAAAAAGAUUUGUGUUCGCAAAAAUGUUUGAACGGUGGAACCUGUAUUAUGGGGAGUGGAAUAAAGCAGCUUGAAUGCGAAUGUUCACCGUUCUUCGCAGGACGCAGAUGCCAAAUCAACUUAUGUGACGGUGAUAACCCCCCAGCAGGAUGCCCUAAAACUUGUCCAUGCUUAAAUGAAGGAAAAUGUAUAUAUACCAAUAAUUCAUUUACUUGUAAAUGCCCACCAAAAUGGACAGGAAUUCGUUGCGAAAUUUACAUUUCUGCUAAUAACAAUACUGAUACUCGAUGUGAUAAUCUUUGUGUUAACGAUGGAAUCUGCCGAAGUGCAUUGAACGAAGUGUAUUGUGAAUGUCGGAAACCUUUUGAAGGAGUACACUGUGAACAUUCGACAGCAAAAUGCGAACCCAGUUGUUUAAACAAUGGUACCUGUGAUAUAGACGCUAACGGGCUUAAUUUUUGUAAAUGCCCCAUUGGAUUUGAAGGCCAAUCUUGUGAAACUCCCAAAUUAAUUGAAUCGACUCAAGCAAACGCAGGAAAUGGAAAUUACGUUCUUGUCACAUUGUUAACAGUAAUCAUUUUGGUCGUGAUAGCUAGCACCAUUUUCGGAUAUUUAUAUAUUAGGAAACGGAAGCCAUUUUCACAUGAAAGGUUACAGGAGAACGAUUUUAAUAAUCCAAUUUAUCAAGAUAGAGAUGCUGAGCCAUUUACUUUAGAUACAGAUAGGUCAAAUAAUUUUGUAAAUCCAGUAUAUGAAACCGUCUACAAUGGAACGACCGGGGUUAAAGAAGAAAAAGCCGGAUUGUUACAGAACUUACCAGAAGGAACAACUCCGUCUCCUGUUGAAGGAUUGUGACUAAAACUAAAAAGAAAAUAAUUAAAACGAUACUUGAUUAAGACAACUAUUAUUUAAUUGCUGUGAAAUGUGCCAUUUUUUUGGAAAGGCAGCUGUGUGUAUAUAUAUAGCUGUUAAUUGUAUACUAUUAAAAAGUUUUGUGUUUUUGAUGUCGUUUUGACACAUAUCUGUGUUUAUUGUUCGUAAACGUACGGAUUUAGGUAAAACAAAUAUGAUAAUAAUUUAACAAAAAAAAAAAAAGAAAGGUAAAAUUGCAAUAAAGUUUCGAUGAUUGUAAAAUAAAUCUUGCCAAAUUCUUCAUCAAUACUAUUUUCUGAAAGGUGAAACGAUUAAGUUGAGAUCCUAUAAUUGUGAUUGCAAAAAGAAAACUGGAAACAAUUCGUCCUGUAUAUAAAUACAACUGAAAACUAAAAUGACUGAAUAAAAUACAAUUUAUAUUUAAAUUAUAAUAAUUAUAUAUUUUAUAUGUGACGUACGAUUUUACAAACUGCAAAACUCUCGAUCAAUGUUUAUGAUGAUUAUAAACGUAUGGAUUUAAUUCAUUUUUUUUUUCCUUAGCUCCUAUGUAAUAAUCUAAAUGUGUAAUUUUUCGUUUUGAAAUUGUAACUACAACGCAUAAAAAUAAAAUUCUGUAAUCUCAUGACCGUUAGGAUUAAAUAAUUUAUGCUCAAAAUAAGGUAUCAAAGAAGUGUUAUCUUAUUAAUGUGGUAUUUUUUUUGUAUUUGUAUCUUUUUAUAAGUAAACUCAACUGGAUUUUUAAACUUAA
Onthophagus taurus is the source of this 14854-nucleotide messenger RNA. RefSeq names its product LDL receptor protein 1 (gene LRP1). NCBI's taxonomy places the organism in Eukaryota, Metazoa, Arthropoda, Insecta, Coleoptera, Scarabaeidae. The record is from RefSeq and is a predicted model, not a curated record. Gene Ontology annotation, molecular function: calcium ion binding; protein binding; low-density lipoprotein particle receptor activity. Gene Ontology annotation, cellular component: signaling receptor complex; plasma membrane.